Molecule: messenger RNA, 1884 nt
Organism: Vigna radiata var. radiata (mung bean)
Lineage: Eukaryota; Viridiplantae; Streptophyta; Magnoliopsida; Fabales; Fabaceae
Product: L-type lectin-domain containing receptor kinase IX.1-like
Exons: 1
Coding region: 1-1884 (627 amino acids)
Biological process (GO): protein phosphorylation
Cellular component (GO): plasma membrane
Molecular function (GO): carbohydrate binding; protein kinase activity; ATP binding
Source: RefSeq, a predicted model, not a curated record
AUGGCAGUAUCUUGCUACUGUAAGAAAAGUUAUGUACGUGUUUGUUUAACAUUAACGCUCUUGCUUCUUGUAACACCUCAUGCAGCUUCAUUGGAAUUCAACUAUCAGAAAUUUGGUGACACCAGAAACGUCUUCAAUACUUCGGGAGAUGUUAAACCUCGACAAGGAGUGCUAAAACUCACCAAAAAUGAAACAUCCAGUUAUGGUAGAGUCAUAUUUCCCAAACUAUUGCAUCUUUGGGACAUAAACUCAGGGAAAGUCACGGAUUUCACUACCCAUUUCUCCUUUAGCAUCAGCGCCUUAAAUAAAACACAUGCAGACGGCAUCGCCUUCUUUCUGGCACAUCCAGGCUUUCCAUCGGUUUCCCCAAGAGAUGGAGCUGGUAUUGGUCUUGCCAGCCGUGAUCAACUCAGAAAUCAAAGCUACAAAUUGGAUCAUCCAUUUGUGGCAGUGGAAUUUGAUACCUACGCUAAUCCAUGGGAGCUUCAGUCGUAUCCCCAUGUGGGUAUCGAUAUCAAUUCAAUCGUAUCUUCUGCGACUGCAGAAUGGUUCACCAGCGCGUCUGAGAGUGGAUACGAGGCUGAUAUUAGUUUCGAUUCCAGUUCAAACAAAUUAAGUGUCACCUUUACUGGGUAUAAGGCGGACGUCGUAGUUCAAGGGAACUUAUCCUAUGUUGUCAAUCUGAAAGAUGUCUUACCUGAUUGGGUUGAAUUUGGCUUUUCUGCAGCAACAGGAGAUUAUUACGACGUAUAUGCUCUUAGCUCAUGGUCCUUCAGCUCUAGUUUUCACAUGGAAGCAAAUAAGGGUGGAACAAAAAGAGGGCUGGUGAUAAGGCUGAGCCUUGGAAUUGGUGCAGGUAUUUUAAUUGUUAUUUUGGUGGUAACUUUUCUUGUGAGAUGGAUGCUGAGGACAACGGGCAUGGAAGAUGCCUCACUUUUUGACCAUGCCAUGGACAAUGAUUUCGAAAAAGUCUCUCUACCCAAGAAGUUUUCCUUUGAAGAACUGGCCAGAGCAACUAAUAACUUCGCUAGAGAAAACAAAAUAGGACAGGGAGGUUUUGGGGCCGUCUACAGGGGAUUUAUUAAAGAGUUGAACAACGAUGUUGCCAUCAAGAAGGUAUCUCGUGAAUCUACACAAGGGAUGAAAGAGUACAUAUCUGAAGUAAAGAUCUUUGGUCAACUGAGGCAUAAGAAUUUGGUUCAACUCUUUGGGUGGUGCCAUGAGCAUGAGGACCUGCUGCUGAUUUAUGAGUUCAUGGAAAAUGGAAGCUUGGAUUCUUAUCUGUUCAAGGGAAAAGGCCUGCUGACAUGGAAGGUGAGAUACAAUAUUGCGAGAGGGUUGGCAUCAGCAUUGUUAUACCUGCAUGAAGAGUGGGAAGAAUGUGUGCUUCAUAGAGACAUAAAAUCCAGCAAUGUUAUGUUGGAUUCCAAUUAUAAUGCAAAGCUUGGAGAUUUUGGGUUAGCCAGACUAAUGGAUCAUGAGAUAGGAUCAAAAACAACUGUUUUAGCAGGAACAAUUGGGUAUUUGCCUCCUGAAGCUAUCACAAGAGGCAAGGCUAGUAGGGAGUCCGAUGUGUUCAGCUUUGGAGUUGUUGCUUUGGAGAUAGCCUGUGGUAGAAAGACUGUUGAAGGUAAUAGGGUAGAAGAUAAUAUUUAUUUGGUAGAUUGGGUUUGGAAACUCUAUGGCAUGGGUGAACUCCUCAAAGCCUCUGAUCCAAGCUUAUAUAGACAUUAUGAUGAGAAGGAAAUGGAGACUUUACUGAUAGUUGGCCUUUGGUGCACUCACACAGAUUACCUUCAGAGGCCUACUAUGAGGCAAGCAGUUCAAGUGCUUAGUUUUGAAGUGCCAAUGCCCACACUCACACAACGGGUGCCCAUUCUCUGA